Molecule: messenger RNA, 4459 nt
Organism: Zeugodacus cucurbitae (melon fly)
Lineage: Eukaryota; Metazoa; Arthropoda; Insecta; Diptera; Tephritidae
Gene: sv
Product: paired box protein Pax-5
Exons: 10
Coding region: 18-1910 (630 amino acids)
Biological process (GO): anatomical structure development; regulation of transcription by RNA polymerase II
Molecular function (GO): DNA-binding transcription factor activity, RNA polymerase II-specific; RNA polymerase II cis-regulatory region sequence-specific DNA binding
Source: RefSeq, a predicted model, not a curated record
CCAUUGCUAAUCACAGCAUGGAAUUACAAACAUCACAAGUCAAUCAUGGUACCAGUUCAUUAUCACAAGUGAUAUGUGACCAUAAUACUGCAGGACAGAAUCACAGUCAUCACUCAAGCUCACAUCAUCUCCAGCAUUUACAUCAAACAACGUCACAUACAUUGUCAAACAGUACAUCUGCACUUCACCUACAUUCUUCACCAACUGGGACCUUAACAGCAACAUCAGCGCAUCAUCAUUCACAUUUAGCUCAAGUACAAACCCAUCAACAUGAAAAUCCAUAUUCGCAAGCCAUUCAAAGUGAUAAUGAGAAAAAUAAAGUACACAAAUUAAAUAUUUACAAUGGUAGUAGUGGGUGUGAUGAUGAUUUGGAGACAAGUUCUAUAACAACAAGUAAUGCGAUAAACGUCGGAUCUUCAACAAAUUCAACAGCAAACUUCAUGCAGCAAACGGCAGUAGAGUGGUUAAACGCGAUGAAUGAAGUCCAAACAUCUAUCGAAGACAACCACAGUUCACAAGGAAGUUUAUCUGGCGAUGGUCACGGUGGUGUCAAUCAGCUGGGUGGCGUUUUUGUCAAUGGACGUCCACUUCCCGAUGUGGUACGACAACGCAUCGUUGAGUUAGCUCACAAUGGCGUCCGUCCAUGUGACAUAUCACGGCAAUUACGGGUUAGUCACGGAUGUGUAUCUAAAAUAUUAUCAAGAUAUUAUGAGACUGGAAGCUUUAAAGCCGGAGUUAUAGGGGGUUCCAAACCUAAAGUUGCCACUCCACCUGUUGUGGAUGCAAUUGCUAAUUAUAAACGUGAGAAUCCAACGAUGUUCGCAUGGGAAAUUCGAGAUAGACUUUUAGCGGAAGGAAUAUGCUCGCAGGAUAAUGUACCCAGCGUAUCAUCAAUUAACAGAAUUGUUCGAAACAAAGCCGCAGAGAAAGCAAAACAUGUUCAUCACCAUCAGCCACAACAUCAUAGCAGUAGUUGUUCUGCAGGAAACAGUGGCAAUUCUAAUCACAAUGCUGUGGACAGCGUUGAAAGCAAUGGCAAUGAUUUGAAUCACCAGCAGCAACAAAAUAAUUCUAAUAACUCAAGUAAUAAUACCACAUCAGUUAUAGCACAUGCCCCGGCGACCACUGCUGCGGCAGCGGCAACACAUUUGCAGGAGCAACAGAAUAUACUUAAUACAGCAGCAUCAACCACAACGCUAGUUGGAAAUGCCAAUAAUAGUCACAACAGUGUAGAACACCGAUCGACAGGAUAUAGUAUAAAUGGAAUACUGGGUAUACACCACUCUACAGAUCCAAACGGAAAUUGCAUUAAAAGAAAACGAAUCGACGAUCAUGACGAAAAUCGUGAUGUUAACAUGCCUUCUGAGGACGACAUAAAAAGACAGAGGAUAGCUUACAGCGGUGACCAAAUUUAUUCGAAUAUUUGGUCUGGAAAAUGGUGCAUCAAAGACGAGCAUAAACUCCUCUCCGAUUUAGGUAGUUUGACUACAAACAGUAAUACGGCCUAUUAUGAUACCCAUAAUAACUUUCCAGCAGCAGGAGCCGUCGGAAAUGAUGCAGUGAUAUAUGACAGUAUCACAUCAAUAUCGCAACCUCAGAAUUCGCUAUAUACGCCGUCCAUAGGUGCAUCCAUUGCUUGUGGAUCCGUUGUGCCUACCACCGACUACACCUAUAAUCCGGCAUACUCACAGUAUGGGUCAGCAUACGGGUCUUACGGAUAUACAACUGGCACUGGUCUACUAAAUUCUUCUUACUACUAUGAUGGGAGUCAAAGUCAAACAACGGGCGCCUUAAAUCAAGAUAUGCGAUCGCCUCUAGCAGCCACCCGCGCCAACUCAUUGGCUUCUGCUGCUUCACCGACUGGAAGUGCCUGCACGAAAUCGGAAACAUCAGACAUAUUUUUGGUAUAGUAACUUAAAAAUAUAUAUUACAUUAAGCAUUGAUGCAAUAAUACGAGUACUUAACUAAUAUUUAAGAGUAUAGCAAACACAUUUAAAAUGCAACCAGGAAACUUAAUUCUUCCUGUUGUGUUUAUGAAUCCUCGCAAUAAUGUACAAUGUUAUGUAUAUUUCUGGAAUAUAAGGAAGUGUGUGUGAAUAUAAAAAGAUAUAUCAAGAAUAUCUAAAAGCGCAUAUUAUUUUCAGCAUUGUCAAAUGAAGAUAUCAUCUUGACACAAAAUAGUUUAAAACAUGCAACUUCUUCUGAAUAAAAUUAAUACUCACGUUGAAAUAUGUACGGCAGCUGCCAUCUUUCCAGUGUAAAAUUUUACUAAGAUGCCUAUUUAGAGAGAAGGUAUUUUCAUAUUCCUACAUAUAUUAAAAUAACGCCACGAUAAUAAACAUCUAACUUAAUGCACUACAGAAAACAUAAUUAUGAAAAGUUCUUAAAGUAGUGUUAUUGAACUCUAAGGCAAUUACUUUUUUAAGAAAUUAGACUUGAAAUACUAGCGUUUGUUUUAAUAGAAGAGAGAUUAAUAAAUCGAACAAAUUAUAUCAGAUGAUUAAGCGAACGUUCUGAACUUGUGGUGAAACUCUUAGCUAACAUGUCUUUUGUUGCAUACACAAUUGUGUGGCGAUUGUGUUUUUGGUGGAAAAAUUCUUCUUUUUGCGUAAAGAACGAUUUACAAACCUAUUAGUUUUGUUUUAAAAUUUUUCAAGUUUCAAGUUCUUACAUUUACAUUUACACCACUUUAAUAAGGUAUUCGCCUACUGUCUUGUAUGAAUCCAACGCGAUAGCUUGGUUGUUAUUUUUACACGAAAAUCUUUUGACAAGAAAGCAGCUUUGUUGUCGGUGUAUGCUCGAAACAAUUCAUGUUUAUAAUUAUUUAUUAACAACUUAUAUUAUGCAUUUUUACUAUAUCUAACUUAAAUGAGGUAGGGUGCAUGCUUUUAAAACCCUUUAGAUAGUAAUAGAUAUAAAGUGAAUAAAGAAACACCUAAAAGAUAAGUUAACAGAGUUCUCAAUGCGUGGCUAUGUUUCAUUCUAACAUAUACUGCCAAAAUUCACAUAUUUCUCAUUAGGGCUGGUCUCAAAAAUUAUUUUCGGAAUGUUCUAUAUCACAAAAAUACCAACAAUCUCGCCUCUGAUUAUUUAAACGAUACAUACAUACAUCUCGAUUAUUUUACACCCACAAUAUUAUGAGAAUAUUAAAAACACAAUUUUAAAGCAUAUCAAUUUCAAUUUUUAAACAUAUCGUGCUUGUUAUAUUUGGGAUGGCAAAUAUUGUAGUCUUCAAAUUGAAUUCCUCAUCAAAUAUAUGUAUGUAUCAGUCGAAUCCAUCAAUAACAGUUCUUAUUUUGUUGGAUUUUCUUUUGUGUUUUUUAAUUCAACAAUCUUAUAAUUCUUAUGUCAAAACACUGAACAAUUUAGUAACUAAAAUUUGUACCGAGGAGCGAAAUACAUAUGUAUGCAUGUUAGAAAAAUCUGUUUCACGGCCACUGCAUUUCAGAACCCACGAACCACCAAAUUCUUGCCUGGCAUUCAAAUGACUUUAGCGAACUAUUGAGUUCAAGUAAUAACAUUAUGUUAUAACUCUAUAAGCCAAAAAUAAUUAUUAUCGAUUUGACAAAACCGAAUAUAAUAACUUACACAUGGUGUGCAAUUAUUUAAUACUCUGGAAUCCUUAAAUGGAUUAAGUAUAAGUAUAAAUUCCGUUAAUGCCCUAAAGUAAGUAAUGACUUUUUAUAAAAUCUUAAUUUGAGUCAGUUAUAAUAAAUAAUUAAAUCGAAAUGAUCAACGUCCUUAGGCUUAAGCUAAACAAUUAAAAAUAGUAAGAAUUUCGACUGGAUACACAAACUAGUCACAGUUUCUCUCAUGUUAAUAAUUAGUGUGGGAAGUAUCGAACACUUCUAUGAAACGGGUAUUUUCUAAAUAAAAAAUAUGAGCAAAAUUCCAAUAAGUCUCAAUCGCGAAAAAUAAGUUUUGUACAAAUAAAUAAGAAGAAAGUUGAGUACUUCAAUACAUAUGAGUAACGGUAUCACAGAGUACUAUUAAGUUAUUUUAAGUAAAUAUUGUUUAUUUUAAGUUAUAAACACUGUUAAAUACUCGUACACUGAGUUUUUGGUCACUUUCAGUAGCGCGUUUUGAGCACUUUUCAUAUUACUGCUCAAUAUAGGAAAUAAUCCCUAAAUACAAAAAAUAUUAUUACUUACCUUGGUGAUAUUAGCUGUCAUCGAUUGGCUAACUGCUAUAGACAAGCCAAUCGAACAAACUUUCCUAAUUUCCAUACAAACUGGCAGCACUGAAAUCGAAUUGUAUAUACUUGGUCGCACUGAACUCUUCAACCACCGUCUAUGUCUAACGUUUUCUACAACAAAUUUAAUUUUUAUUAAAGUUUUUUAUUCAAUAAAUUCAAUACAAAAAUACUGACGAUUUAUCUUCGCCUGCCCUUUUCAAUUUCAAAUUUGUGUAUAACAAUUUUUACAGUAAUUUUGACAGUAAUUUCUCCUUUGAGCCGUUC